Mya arenaria is the source of this 1464-nucleotide messenger RNA. RefSeq names its product deleted in malignant brain tumors 1 protein-like. The transcript is spliced from 9 exons. The record is from RefSeq and is a predicted model, not a curated record. Lineage: Eukaryota; Metazoa; Mollusca; Bivalvia; Myida; Myidae. The coding region runs from base 1 to 1464 and encodes 487 amino acids.
AUGUACCAUAUACACGCAUUUGCAAAUACUGAUCUAAACAUCGCCUCGUAUGUCCUUAGCGGGGUGUCGUGCACCUGGACGAUCACAUGUGACGUGGGGGCGAUACUGAGGCUAGGGGUCGCCUAUUCCGACAUGGAAUAUGACGCAGACUGUACUCAGCAAAACCUCAUCAUUUACGACGGAAGUUCCACAUCCGAUUCCGCUCUUCUGGAGAGUUGGUGUGACUCGAGCGACGUGUACCCUAGCCAGACGUCCGUCUUCUACACUUCCGGUAACGUCGCGCACGUCACCCUGUCCUCGUCAACAGCCUCUGGGAGAGGUUUCCGGCUCACAUAUGUGCAAAACUCCACCGCCAUCACAACAACGACAUCCGCACCGACGACGACGACGACGACGGAGCCCGUUCAGACCUGCUCCGCCGAUCCAACGUUAUUGACCGCAAACGACACGUGGAAGUACUUCCGGACACUCGAAUACCCGAACUACUAUCCGAACGGAGUGGUGUGCAAGUGGCUUGUGGAGGCGGAAGUUGGGUUCGCAAUCAAUCUGACGUUUGUCGACUCUUUUCUGCAACCCUCCUACGAAUCAUGCCUUAACGGAGACUACGUUAACAUCUAUGAUGGUGACAGUCCCUCCGACCCGCUGUUGUUGACGUUCUGCGGAAACGAGGUGCCGGAGGUCCGCAGCACUGGACGCUUCCUUUACGUAACGUUCACGUCAGACUCCACCGUAAACUACCGCGGGUUCAACGCCAAAUACAUGACCGAACUAUCCGAAAUACCUCUCUGCGUCACGACUGAUAUCUACGCUAACCUGACGGCCACCACGGAGUACCAAAACUUCACGUCGCCUGGAUACCCGGACCAGUACAACAACUCCAUGACCAUAUACUGGCUGAUCGAGAACUUGAACCAGACACAGGAAGUGGCGGUCGAGGUGUUGGAUGCCGAUAUCGAAAUCAGCCUCAACUGUAUCUACGACAGGCUGAUCUGGCUCAUAAAACGUGUUAAGAUCUUGUCGAAUGUGCCAGGUCCAUGUCAGACGUACCCGGUGUUGGGUCGCACGUGCGGCACGGACACGCAAACAGUGUACAGUUCCGGCGCCUUCACCCUGGUCGCCUUCAAGACGGACGCCACCACCAGCGGCGCCGGGUUCAAUGUCAGAUACUACCUUACGGACGUCGACGAGGACGAUGACCUGAGCACCCUGAUAAUCACGGGUAUCGUGGUCGGUGCGGUGGUCGGCGGGCUAGUGGUGGUUGGCCUUGCAGGUUUCGCCGGAUAUAAGUGGUACCGCCACCGCACGCAGCACCGCCGCCGCCCGGGGUCCACCUCAACCAGCCGCUCGUCAUCCAUGUCAUCGCUUGCCAGCCUCCAGCGCCGCCCCCGCUACAACAUCACUUCUGGUAGAACCCCCACCGUCAGCGAGCUUCUGAAGAUUCCCAAACAUGUCCUUUACAAGUAG